GGCCCGAGUUUGUGUGCGGCCACGAACGGGAACGGGGACCCUUUGACGGUCUCGUUCCCCGUAGCAGAGGAAGCGGAGACUUACUCCUAUGGAGAAGAAGCUGGCUGAAUACAAAUGUAACACAAACGAAGCAAUCCAGCUAAAACUAGUUCGCUUUCCUGAGGAUUUGGAGGAUGACAACACAACAUUUAACCCAGAGUAUAGCCAUCAAGUGUUUGGUGAUGAUGAAGUUGCCUUUGGCUACAAGGGACUGAAGAUUCUCUUAUACUAUAUCGCUGGUAACCUGUCAACUCUCUUCCGCAUUGAAUAUACAUCUAAAGUUAAUGAGAAGUUUGACUGUGUGGAGGCAGAUGAUGUUGAAAGUAAAAUUAGAGAAAUUAUUCCUCCUGGCUUCUGUACAAACACAGAUGACUUUGUCUCUCUGUUGGAAAAGGAGGUCAACUUUAAGCCCUUUGGAAUGCUGCUGCACACAUAUUCUGUUCAUAACGAGGAAGCUGGUGAAGACAUUACAUAUCAGAUAUAUAAGGCUGACAUGACGUGUCCAGGCUUUCGAGAAUAUCAUGAAAGGCUUCAGACAUUCUUGAUGUGGUUUAUUGAAACUGCUAGCUUUAUUGAUGUAGAUGAUGAAAGAUGGAACUACUUUAUAGUAUUUGAGAAGUAUAAUAAGGAUGGAGCUACGCUCUUUGCGACCGUAGGCUACAUGACAGUCUAUAAUUACUAUGUGUACCCAGACAAAACCCGGCCACGUGUAAGCCAGAUGCUGAUCUUGCCACCAUUCCAAGGAGAAGGCCAUGGUGCUCAGCUUCUUGAAACAGUUCAUAGAUACUAUAUGUCUUCUCCUACAGUACUUGAUAUAACAGCUGAAGAUCCAUCUGAAAACUACAUAAAGCUAAGAGACUUUGUUCUUGUAAAGCUCUGUCAAGACUUGCCUUGCUUUUCCCCAGCAAAGUUAAUGCAAGGCUUCAGCCAAGAAAUGGUAAUGGAAGCUCAACAGAAGCUGAAAAUAAAUAAGCAACACACAAGGCGAGUAUAUGAAAUUCUCCGAUUGCGUGCAACAGAUAUGGGCGAUGCAGAACAAUCCAGAAGCUACCGGUUGGAUGUUAAAAGAAGGCUGAUUGGCCCCUAUAAGAAGAAGCAGAGAGAACUUGCCAAGAUGAGAAGGUGCUUAAGACCAGAGGAGUUGACAAAUCAGUUGAACCAAAUAGACCUAAACAUGCAACAUGAACAGUUAGAAGAGAGCUUCCAACAACUCGUUUCAGAUUACCGAAGAGUCCUAGAACGACUUGCGCAAGCAUGAGGAUCCGACCUGUACAGGAAACUUGCAGAUUUCUACACAGUGUUAUGAAGCACAUCCUUAAUUGCCACUUAACUGCAAAAAAAGCAAACCUUGUGACGUUUUAAUCACACUAAGGGUGAAUUGUGUCUCUGUGCAUUUUGAAUAUUUUCUAUUUUUGUGUUGUAGAUUUAAAAUGUUGUUCUUCUUCAAGUUUGGGAGCACUUACUGCUGAAAUAAACUGUAGAUUCUCAGAUACAAUAACACGUAAAUUGUUUGAAUUUUUUAACCUUUCUGUUUUGCCUCAGAGCUAACUAAAUAACUGAAUAGCAAGUUAGUACCUGAAUGUAUAUAUCUAUAUUACAGCUGUUCUAAAUUUCUCUUAACUUCCUCUUCCUCAGACUGUUUCACUUGGGUCCUACAAUAAUACUGUUUAGGCCUGGGCAUUCUUCAGCCACAUGAACAAGUUACAAGACUAGUUCUUCGGUCUGACUGGCAUGCAUCUCAUCUGGAGUGCAGGCUCCUUACCUGUUCUGAGAAGUGGAUCCUGCUGCCACUAGCUGUUAGGACCUGAUCUACUUCAGAUUCUACAGGGGGUAGUCUUAGGCAUAUUCUUUUACAACCACCCCCCCAUGAACCCGCAAGUUCAUUAUUUAAGUAAAAAUACUUUGCAAUUGGAGAAGCAAACAAGGCUUUGUAUUGAUUCCAAAAGCACUUUCCUUAGCUAGUGUAAGAAACUUACAAAUCUGUAGAAAGCAAGUGCUUUUAUGUAGUUCCUUUGCUUCAUGAUUUUAAAUAUUCGUUUUAGAUUUUUCACUCUUCUGCCUAGAAUAUCUUGUCUGUAUUAUAUGUGGUUCAUCUACUGCAGUGUCAGAAACUAUAAUAGUCAUAGAAUCAUAGAAUGGUUUGGGUUGGAAGGGACCUUUAAGAUCACCUAGUUCCAACCCUCCUGCUAUAGGCAGGGACACCUGCCUCCAGACCAGGUUGCACAAAACCCCAUCCGGGCUGGUCUUGAGUGCUUCCAGGGAGGGGGCAUCCACAACCUUUCUGGGCAACCUGUUCCACUGUCUUGCCAGCCUCACAGUAAAGUAUUUCUUCCUGAUAUCUGGUCUAAAUCUACCCUCUUCCAGUUUAAAACCGUUUCCCCUUGUCUUAUUGCUGUAUGCCUGUAUAAAAAGUUCCUCCCCAGCUUUCCUGUAUGCCCCCUUCAGGUACUGGAAGGCCACAAUAAGGUCCCCCUGGAGCAUUCUCUAGGCUGAAAAUUCCCAACCCUGUCAGCCCGUCCUCACGGGGGAGGUGCUCUAGCCCUCUGACCAUCUUCAUGGCCCUCCUCUGGACCUGCUCCAACAGCUCAAUAUUGGAUUAAUGAUAAAAGUGAGAGACCACUCUUGAUCAUAGAAGUAAUCUUGAAGUUAAAUGGGAGUGGUGUUGGGUUUUUUGGUUUUGCUUUCAUCAGGUGUUCAUGAUAAAAACAGAAGAGGGAAAGCUGAAUGGAAGAACUGUACUUAAAUCUGGUUUCUGCGUAGAGAUCCAGGAUCCCAGUGCUUCUGGGGAAGCCUACUGAAGGUGUUACAUUAAUGCUGUCUGACCUUUUGCAUUACUGUAGCUGAAGCCACUCAUGAGAUAGAAGAAGCUACAGCUUUUAAUAAAGCUCUAAGGCU
Messenger RNA from Gallus gallus (chicken), 2934 nucleotides. It is a transcript of the gene HAT1, whose product is annotated as histone acetyltransferase 1. The transcript is spliced from 11 exons. Gene Ontology annotation, molecular function: histone binding; histone H4 acetyltransferase activity. Lineage: Eukaryota; Metazoa; Chordata; Aves; Galliformes; Phasianidae. Bases 89 to 1297 code for a protein of 402 amino acids. Gene Ontology annotation, biological process: subtelomeric heterochromatin formation. The record is from RefSeq and is marked validated. Gene Ontology annotation, cellular component: nucleus.